CCGAGGACCUGGAUCUGAUCAAUACACAUGACAGCCACUAGAAACCACCGCAGCAGCAAGAUUGCCUACCUGAGCACACCCACCCAGCACUAAUGGGGGGAGGGAGAGGGGGGGGGGGGACACAUACAUGUCAGCCUCCUCCAUCCAUCCCUUCUACAAGCACAGGAGCACUGCGCCCCCACCAUCAUCAGAACAGCUCAAAAGGGUGCUCAGACCCCAAGCCACAGUGUAUGUUCUAAUUACCGGCUACUAGAUGAAUCCACAGAACCUGAACCUUCAGAAUAACGCAUAUCUGGGUUUAUGGACAUAUGACCACAAGAGCUGACAGUUGACUAUCACAGUUGAUGGCUUCAGGAUUAAUGUCUUUUUUAAUAUAUCGCAAGGCAUAAUGAACACUGAGUGCCACAGAAGAGGCAAAGCAAGAAUUAUUCAUGUGAUCGGCGAAGGGCCCUGUAAUUGGUUUGAGAACGUAUUUGCUUUGGCCAGGUUUACACCUGCUAUUAAAUAUGAGGCCCCCUUCUUGAUCAGCUUUUUUUCGCCAUGUGGCGUUUAGCAUUUAUUUUGGCCUUUCCAGACAUAAAAAGCUAGAUUUGAAUGUAUAAUUUGACCACCAACCGUAGUGGCAGCUUUAUUAAAGACUUUUCGACGAAAGCUUUGCGAUAUACAUCUUGCCUGACGCCACAGCUGAAGACUUGUUUGCCAUGUCACGCUCCAAUGUCCUGAUGCCAGUUACUGGUCAGAAUUUUGGAGGUCAAGGGGCACCGCCGCGAGUUGUGGUUUGGGAGUGGUUGAAUGAGCAUGGACGCUGGAGGCCUUAUACUGCGACCGUGUGCCAUCAUAUUGAGAAUGCUCUGCGAGAAGAUGGCCGUGGACGAGUGGCAUUAGGACAGGUGGACUCACAGCUAACCCCAUAUGUCAUUGACUUGCAGACCAUGCAUCAGUACCGCCAGGAUACAGGUACUGUUCGCCCAGUAAGGCGCAGUUUCUUUGAGCCAUCAUCUGCUCCCGGCAAGGGUAUAGUAUGGGAAUGGGAAAAUGAUGCAGGAUCCUGGACUCCUUAUGAUACAGAAAUCUGCAUUGCCAUCCAGAAUGCUUAUGAGAAACAGCACCCUUGGCUGGAUCUUACGACUCUUGGCUUCUGUUACUUAGUGCAUUUCCAAAGCAUGUGUCAAGUCAACCGCCAGACCCAUCGGAAGCGGCGGUUGAGAAGACGCAUGGAUUUGGCAUACCCUCUUACAAUGGGAUCCAUACCCAAGUCUCAGUCAUGGCCGGUUGGGUCUGGCUCUGGGUUACCUUGCUCCUGUCCACAGUGUCUGUUAGUAAAUAGUACUAGAGCUGCCUCCAAUGCAAUCCUAGCCUCCCAGAAGAUAAAGGUUACCUCUGGACCCCCACCCAAUUUGCCACCUCCACCUCCUCCUCCAGUACACCCCCCUGGCAUAAGGCAAAGUAAUACAUACAGUGGUGGAGGUGCCGGAUGGGGCAGAACAGGGGAAGGUGGUCGUUCUGCUGGAGGAAUCCGAAAUGGCUCAGGAUUUUCUCGAAGUCAGAGUGUACCCGGAUCAGCCCCAUACCCAGGACAGAACAACCUGAACAGACCAGGAGUUCAAAGAACAAGUGGAACAAAUAGUAGAGCUUCAAUUCCUCCAGGGGUGCCAGCUCUGCCCGUGAAGAAUCUAAAUGGAACAGGCCCUGUGCAUCCAGCUCUGGCAGGAAUGACUGGAAUUCUGAUGUGCGCAGCCGGAUUACCUGUUUGCUUAACCAGAGCCCCUAAACCCAUCCUGCACCCACCUCCUGUCAGCAAAGAGGAUAUCAAACCUGUCAGUGGUAUCAGUGGCAUCUGCAGAAAAACUAAAAAGAAGCAUCUCAAAAAAAGUAAGAAUCCGGAGGAGGUAGUGCGAAGAUACAUACAGAAAGUGAAGUCUCCACCAGAUGAGGACUGUACCAUCUGCAUGGAGCGUCUGGUCACUGCCUCUGGGUAUGAGGGUGUCCUGACUCACAAAGGGAUUCGCUCAGACCUGGUUGGAAAACUGGGAAGGUGUACCCAUAUGUACCAUGUUCUGUGCCUGGUGGCCAUGUAUAAUAAUGGUAACAAGGAUGGCAGCUUGCAGUGUCCCACCUGCAAAGCAAUCUAUGGAGAGAAAACAGGUACACAGCCUCCAGGGAAAAUGGAGUUUCAUGUCAUUCCUCACUCCCUCCCAGGAUACCAAGAGUGUAAAACUAUUCGCAUAGUGUAUGAUAUCCCCAGUGGAAUGCAGGGGCCUGAGCAUCCUAACCCAGGACGGAAGUUCACAGCCAGAGGAUUUCCACGUCACUGUUACUUGCCAGAUAAUGAUAAAGGGAGAAAGGUAUUACGCAUGCUGGUAGCAGCAUGGGACCGUCGUCUGAUAUUUUCCAUUGGUACCUCCAGUACGACAGGAGAAUCUAAUACAGUGGUAUGGAAUGAAAUUCAUCAUAAGACUGAAUUUGGAUCGAACCUUACUGGGCAUGGAUAUCCAGAUCCCAACUAUUUGGACAAUGUGUUAGCCGAACUUACUUUGCAGGGGGUCACUGAAGAUCGGCUUUAGUAAUCAGUAUGCUGGACCCUUUCAUACACAUAGGCCCAGCAGCUGGCUCAGAGCCUCAUCAGCUUUGCCCUGCUCAGUACUGCCCCUUCUUUUUCAGGGGAUUUCAUCCUACCAGAAAUGGAGACUCCACCAUACUGCCUUGUUUAUUUAAAGGGCAAAUGUGUGAUGUUUUUCCAGAGGAUUGGAGAUGUUUAAAAUCUUUCUUAUUUCAGUGAUGCAUGGAAGCACUCUUCACAGCAUCUCAGGCCUCAUGGGCAGUGCAAAUAGCAGAGAAUCACUUUACGAAGCAUGAAAUUACUGGGACAAAGGCAAUCUGAAUGCAGAAAGUUUCUUUAACUCAAUGAACAUGGGAGAAACAGCGCUAAUUCACCAAGGUGUGCAGGACUUUGGGCAUUAGACUAACAUGCUAUAUAAACCAUUUAUGUCCUGGUUGGCAUUUAGUCCUGGUCAAUGGCAAGGUGUAAGGCCUUGACCAUUCUAACACACCCACAAACGGAUAUGAGUGUUUAGCAUCCUUAUUACUACUACUUCAAAGCCAAAACCCAGAGCAGCCUCCUGUCUCUCAUCUUUUGCGUGACCAAAGUACAUGUUGUGUCUGUGUGUGUUACACAAAUCAGCGAUAUAUAUAUCUAUAUAACCUUCGCUAUGGCUAUUACUACAAGGUUGUGAGUGUAGAGCAAUAAGGAAUACAGAAAAUGAGCCAGUAUGCUAGGAAACAAAAAAUUGGACUUACUGUAUAUAACAUGGUGUAAGGUUGAGUGAUUGCUGUAACCCAUAUCAGCCAAUCAAAAACUGUUUUAAUAUAUCUGCUUAGACUUAUCUGUUGAAACAUUUCUAGCUGGUACAGGUUACUGCACAUCUUUGCACUAUGUUAAUAAGUAAGGGGUGAAUCUGGAUAUUUAUCAAUUAAAAUGUAGCAGAUUUAUCGUAAAUAUAUCCAUUUAUAAAAAAGUACAAAUUCAUUGCCUCUUUUCUGUAAAAAUUCACUCUUUAAACUGUUUCAUUGUCAUAUCAUAGAAUCUACUAUACAACAUCCAGGCUUCUACAGUCUUCUUACUUGUACCUCUAUGGCAGGUGGAGUAACCAUUCUUUAGAUGUUCCCUAUAUCUGCUCAAAAAUACAUUUAAACUGAACCUGACAGCUAUUUUAUACUUUAAGAAGUAGUAUUAUUUUUAUUUAAUUUUUUUUACAGUACUCAGUUUCUGAUGGGACAAAGUAGAUAUGUCAACCUUACCUCUCUCUGCAUCAUGUGUGCCGAUGCUUGCCUCAGACAAGUGCUUAGACUUACAGACAGGCACUUACUAGCAAAGCAGCCAUCUUCUUCCUAGCUCGUUUGGUGGCUGUGCACCAACAGGGUGGGUGCACCCUGUUUGAAGUCACAGCUAACGUUAUAGGGCACCUGGAAAGAUGGGAAAAAAUACUUUAAGUGCUCAUUCACACUACAGCAUUUCCCUUGAACUGCAUUGAUCCACGUAGAUCAAUACAAGGGCAGAUGUUCACACCGUACAAGUGUGGUGUUGUAUGCUGCGUAGAAAUGCACACAAUAAACUGCAGUGCAUAAAGUUAAACGCAGUGUUAUUUUGUGACACUUCAAUCAAGUAAAAAAAAAAACGAAAUUGUGCAAUGCGCUAUAACAAAGCAUGGCACUGCCACCUACAACAGCUAAGUUAUGCAUAGGCUUUCACCAAAUGGCAAAGACGUAACCCAAAAAAACAAAGAAGUGAAAGCAGUUAGGAUAUGGUGGGAAGGGAUACACAGAAGCAUUGUUUCUCAAAAACCAUGGUGUCAAAAUUCACCUUAUGGUGUCUGUUCUCAAGCAGAAUGCUUCCUUUUAAAAGUGUAAAAUGCCCAACAGGUUCAUGAUAUGCAAGUUUUGCAUUGCAUCUGUCAGAACAAAAUGUUGUUGAAAUUAAAGAGUGUUUUCUAAAGGAAACUCCAUGGAAUUUCCACACAUGAAGUGAAGCUUUUCCUCUACAUUUGACAGGACUCUGAAUCCUGUCACUGGAGUUUAAACCACAGUGACUGUAUUGAGCAUGACAAAUACAGCAUCAAGAAUGUCGUUUUUUUUUCUUAGCACACAGUGCCCAGUGGGUGUUUAGCAGUGUACUACUGCCACAUUACAGAAAACUCUCACCUGACUUCAUAAUUGUAUUGGCCGGACACAUGUUAAUGCUGCUUGUGAUCCAAUCUGUCAGAUUAACAAAAUGCACCCAUAAAUGUAGUGGGGGCACCAGUAACAUUUAUAUCCAACAUGAAAGACGCUACAAAGUUGUUAAACGCUUUCUCACACUGUAUAAUGAUCAGCAAGGCUCAGCAGAGAAUCUGCUACUCUGGAUAGUCUACACUGUAAAUGCCGCAUACAGCCUGCAGUCACAAGUUAUUUGUAAGCCGAUUUAUGGUUAAAAUUAUAUUUUUGACAAAUCAUAUACCAUUCAUGGUCUCCCAUAUUUUCCCAACUAUCUGACCACCUAAAGACCCCCAAGGAAAAAAUUACACCUACCCUAAUUUAGGGUUUACUAAAACUGGAGAGUGCAAAAUCUAGUGUAGCUCUGGGUAGAAAUCAGCUUCCAGGGUUUAGUUAUUUUUUUCUUUUUAGUCAGGUCAAGCUUUAUUGUCACUCUACUACACACGGCAGAAUGAAAUUUCGUAUCUCGCAGGACUAUGGUGCUACAUACUAAUUAAACAUAAAUAUACAAAAAUAGAACACAGCAAAGAAGUAAAUAAUUACUGUUCAUGAGAUUGUGCAAGAGGAAUAUUUCAGGGCAAUCAGUAAGAUUAUUUUUUAGUGUACUGCUCAAGCACUAGAUAUUUCUAAUUAAGUCUUUGUAGCAGCAAAUGUUUGUAAAAGUGUCUAGUGCAUAGUAUUGAAUAUGCUGAAGUUAGAAGCAGAUUGGCUACCAUGCACAGCCCCACCAGAUUUUUCACUCUCAAGUUUUAGUAAAUCAACCCCUUUUGAGUCUGAAUUCUGUGGAAGGCCAUGCACCUGCAGUAGAUCCUUCAUCAACUGGGAGAUGGUGACAGAUUUGUCUGUUCUUACUUGACCCAUAUAUUUAACAUGGACAUUGUCAUGCAAAAUGACCGGUUACCCUUAUUAACCCAAACACUGACCCAUUAUGAUAAGCAAUUUAUUUUGCAUCACUUGCACCUGUGCUUUACAUAACAAUACUCCCUAUUCAGGGAGAUGCAGUAAGCUACACCAUACUAAAUAGCAAUGCCAAUAAUUACGAAUACCAUUUAAAAUAGUAUAUUACCAUUCAUUAUCUGGCCACUUUCAUACUAUGAACUUUACAUUUUUUUAUAUUAUACUUUAUUAUUACUAUUACUCCUUAACAUCCUCAGAGCGCGAGCACUUGUUGGCCCCAGUCCUCCAUUGGCCUCAAGCCCCAUAUAUCCAUCCACUUAUCUUGGUGAUCAUUCAUGUGGAAUGUCAUCUACUAAAACAGUAGGUUUUUUUAUAUUUAUUAAUAACUAGUUGAGUCGUUCUAUGUUAAACUAUUCUAAUUUAUUUUUAUUAAUUAUUACUAUAUAAAUCAUUUUUAGACUCUGACCCCACAUAUCCCAUAAGUGAAAACGGGGUCCAGCAGCUCCACAGCAACCCGAUGGGUCUGGCUCCCAUCAGGUGUAUGUUCUCUAAUGAAUGAUCGGUACUGCCUUUGAUGUUAACGAGGCGCCAUAUGCAGUUUCUUUAAAAGUCCGACAGAAUGGGUGAGCAUAAUACCUGAAUUAGAUUACUACGUCGGUCGGAUCAAGCUGAAAUUCAGGCGUAUCUGGUUUCCUGAAUACAGCGCAUAGAUACGACGGCGCAUCCUACAACUUACGCGGCGUAUCAACAGAUACGUUGGCAUAAAUUGUCUGUGAAUCCGGGCCAAGGUGUUUUCUCAUAGGUUAAGAAAGUAGGGGUGGAUGAUGUCAUUAUCUCCACCAAAAAAAAAAAAUACAAGGCAUUCGAUGAAUGACCGUGAUUUGAGCAAGCAACCCUGUGUUCAGUGUUUAGAGGGAUAGCUGCUGGAGCAGCACCUGGAAGAUCAUGACUAUCACUGUAUGUAGUGCAAACUACUACAGUGAAUGCCACCAUUCCCAGCAGCCCUUCAAAUAGCACAUAUGGAUACUUGAAUCAAGCCAAACUGGACUAAUGUAAGUUUGCAAAAAAAAAAAUCUAAUGAAUAAUUCCAGGAGUACCAUUUUCAAGAUGCUCUAAAGCUGAGCUGUGCUAGCCUGCAAGUCAUACAUUUUGUAUUGGUUGCCAUCCAGAUACAAAUACUAGAAACAUAUCUUAAACUACCCACAGUAACUUUUUUGUGUACAGAAUAAAGAAAGUACUGCCCCGAAGAUAUAACCAUCUUUACACCUAAGCUUGGUUUUAUUACUCAGUACACCGAAACCCUCCCUAGAUGCACACACAGAGUCAGGCAACAGUUCUGCUUUAGACCUCAUUCCCUGAAAACUGUCCCUUGUAUGGGGAAUGACUCUUGCAGAAAAUGGCAAUAUAAUUUGGCUUUGGUUCCAAAGGGCUUCAAACUAUCCAUAUAUUCUUAAAGUGAAACUCAAUUGCAUGUGAACACCACCAACUGAAACUGCUAUCUAAUUAAAAGAGAAGUGCAGGGUUUGAAAAAAAAAAAAAAAA
Messenger RNA from Rana temporaria (common frog), 7188 nucleotides. RefSeq names its product deltex E3 ubiquitin ligase 1 (gene DTX1). The coding region runs from base 702 to 2564 and encodes 620 amino acids. NCBI's taxonomy places the organism in Eukaryota, Metazoa, Chordata, Amphibia, Anura, Ranidae. The transcript is spliced from 10 exons. The record is from RefSeq and is a predicted model, not a curated record. Gene Ontology annotation, cellular component: nucleoplasm. Gene Ontology annotation, molecular function: ubiquitin protein ligase activity; zinc ion binding. Gene Ontology annotation, biological process: protein ubiquitination; Notch signaling pathway.